Molecule: messenger RNA, 1255 nt
Organism: Pelodiscus sinensis (Chinese soft-shelled turtle)
Lineage: Eukaryota; Metazoa; Chordata; Testudines; Trionychidae
Product: transthyretin
Biological process (GO): purine nucleobase metabolic process
Molecular function (GO): thyroid hormone binding
Source: RefSeq, a predicted model, not a curated record
GCAUUCCCUGGAUGCGGCAGCAUUUGUCCAGGUUCCUGGAAAAACUCUGUAGUCUAAACAUAGCCUAAGAGGAUGGAGCGGUCCACAAUGACUUUGGUACUGUUUUCAACAAAGAAUGAGGUAAGUGACCGUUGGUUUUAGAUACUCUCACCCAUAUAAUGAGUGUAUUUUCCAUGUUAUGACCAGAAUUAAAUCUACACUGAACUUGAAAUAUAUAUUAUUGCACAAGAGAGAAGGAAAAUCUCACACAUUGUCAAGAUCACAUCUUCAAAAUCAAUAUAACACAGAAAAGGAAACAUGGAAAGGAAUAGGCCAUUCACAAUAAAGCAACUGUGAUCAGCAAGGCAAAAAGCAAUCUAAUUUAUCUUACUGAAGGUAAAUGCAGCAGACUAAUCUCCACAGGCAAGGUUCAUGUUUGUGUGGGUUACUUAUUCUCUUACUAUUUACUAAGUACACAAUCAGAAUCAGCAACUUUGAAGUCAUACGGACAUUUGAUAAACAGUCUAAUUUGAGGGGAUUGGGUAUAAAAUCCCAAAUCCCAUCCGUUUCUAGUUGCUGGUACUGAGACACAAACUACAAGCAGAAUGGCCUUCCGCUCUUUGCUCCUUAUCUUGUUAGCUGGGUUGGUGUUGUUCUCGGAAGCCGCACCACUGGAUUCCAAGCAUCCUCUUAUUGUGAAAAUUCUAGAUUCAGUCAGAGGAUGUCCAGCUUCCAGUGUGCCUAUUAAAUUAUAUAAAAAGGCUGAAGAUGGAACCUGGCAGCUCUUAAGCUCCGGAAAAACCAAUGAAAAUGGAGAGAUCCAUGAGCUCACAACUGAGGAACAAUUUGUAACAGGGUUAUACAAGAUUGAGUUUGACACAGUCACCUACUGGAAGGGACUUGGUCUUAACCCAUUCCAUGAAUGGGCUGAUGUGAUAUUCAAUGCUAAUGAUUCUGGUCAUCGUCAUUAUACUAUUGCUGUUCUCCUUAGUCCUUUUUCUUACUCAACUACAGCUGCAGUUAGUGAACCAAAGGAAUUAGGAACUGCACAUUAACCAUGAAAACUGUCCUACGCUGGUCAAUUUUGAUUUGUCAAUUGAUUUCCUGUAAUGAAUGAUUCUGCUCUUUGACUCCAACAGUCAGUAAUUAUUACUCACAUAAUAUUUUUCAUCUUGAAACAUGAGCACACAAGCGAACUGCUAUGCAAAAGAUUUUUAUUUUGAAAAUUGUGUUAACUCUGGUAAAAUAAAUAAACACUUCUUAAAAUGUUUUCAAA